Messenger RNA from Acinonyx jubatus (cheetah), 4102 nucleotides. RefSeq names its product semaphorin 6C (gene SEMA6C). Lineage: Eukaryota; Metazoa; Chordata; Mammalia; Carnivora; Felidae. The coding region runs from base 1047 to 3626 and encodes 859 amino acids. The transcript has 18 exons. Gene Ontology annotation, biological process: semaphorin-plexin signaling pathway; axon guidance; negative regulation of axon extension involved in axon guidance. Gene Ontology annotation, molecular function: chemorepellent activity; semaphorin receptor binding. The record is from RefSeq and is a predicted model, not a curated record.
ACCCCGCUGGGUGAGCUUUUCACUCCAGACCCCUGUGUAGGAGGCCAGGGUACAGGAAGACACCCAGCAGGGGAAGCAGACAGGUAGAGGGAACGGGGGCUGCUGGCCCUGCUUCCUUCACUUGGAGGCAGUGCGGUCAUUUGGUGGUUAAGAGCACGGACUCUCAGCCAGACCAAACCUUAGCAGGUUUGGAUCCCUGCCCGGCAACUCAUUAGCCUCACAACCUUGGUUAGAUUGUUUAACCUUCCUUUGCCUCAGUCUCCUCAUCUGCAAAAUGAAGAGAGCAAAUAGCAUUCUGCCUCAGAGUUAUGUAGGGAUUAAAUGAGGCGCCGAGAACACGGUCUGGCACAUGGUAAGUGCUGCCUGUGUGUUUGCUAUUACUGUUAGGUAUGCCACAAAGGUUCAGGGCUGGUUCAGUGGUUCCCCACACUUCUUCCCCCAUCUCCACCAUUUGCACCACAACUAAGCCUAGGUCCCACUGUGAGGGAAACCAUACACCCACUUUUUUCUGAGAAGAACCUUGAUCUAUUUGCAGGUUCCUGUUAUGGAUGUAGAAUUUAGAGUAAUUUUAAGGACCAAGGGACUGCAGUUGGGUCCCUGGGAGUAAGUGUUGGGGGAUAAGAAUAGCAAACACUUGCAUGUGCCAGAUGCGGUUCUGAGCACCAUAUAAACAUUAAAGCAUCUAUGUCUGAACUCUGAGCUGCCUCUGGGCGCUGAUGAUCAUGGUUGCCAUGGUCAGGCCAGCAGACACGGAGGGUGGUCAACGGAGACAGUGACCUGGGACGGCUGAGGUGGCUUCUGAAGAGCCUUGAGGGGAUGAUACCAAAAGCUGGGAGAAAUGGAGGACUUCCCCAUUAUCCUGGUUCCGGGGCCUGGAGGAUGAUGCUGUGGUUGCCGAACUUGGGCUGGACUUUCAGAGAUUCCUAACCUUGAACCGGACCUUGCUAGUGGCUGCCCGGGAUCACGUUUUCUCCUUCGAUCUUCAAGCCCAGGAGGCAGGGGAGGGGCUGGUGCCCAACAAGUAUCUAACAUGGCGGAGCCAAGACAUGGAGAACUGUGUUGUGCGGGGAAAGCUGACGGACGAGUGCCACAACUAUAUUCGUGUUCUUGUGCCCUGGGACUCCCAGACACUCCUUGCCUGUGGAACGAACUCAUUCAGCCCCGUGUGCCGCAGCUAUGGGAUAACUUCGCUGCAGCAGGAGGGUGAAGAGCUGAGUGGGCAGGCUCGAUGCCCCUUUGAUGCUACCCAGUCCAACGUGGCCAUCUUUGCAGAGGGCAGCCUAUACUCAGCCACAGCUGCGGAUUUCCAGGCCAGUGAUGCUGUGGUUUACAGAAGCCUUGGGCCUCAGCCCCCACUCCGCUCCGCCAAGUACGACUCCAAGUGGCUCAGAGAGCCACACUUCGUCCAUGCCUUGGAGCACGGAGACCAUGUCUACUUCUUCUUCCGAGAGGUCUCUGUGGAGGAUGCUCGGCUGGGAAGGGUGCAGUUCUCCAGGGUGGCCCGAGUAUGUAAACGUGACAUGGGCGGCUCACCUCGGGCCUUGGACCGCCACUGGACAUCCUUCCUGAAGCUGCGGCUCAACUGCUCUGUUCCUGGAGAUUCUACCUUCUAUUUUGACGUCUUACAGGCCUUAACUGGGCCUGUGAACUUGUAUGGCCGCUCUGCUCUCUUUGGGGUCUUCACCACGCAGACCAAUAGCAUCCCUGGCUCUGCAGUCUGUGCCUUCUACCUGGAUGAUAUCGAGCAUGCGUUUGAGGGCAAGUUCAAGGAGCAGAGGAGUCUGGAUGGGGCCUGGACACCCGUAUCUGAAGACAGGGUUCCCUCCCCCAGGCCAGGAUCCUGUGCAGGUGUAGGUGUGGCUGCCUUGUUCCCCUCUUCCAGAGAUCUCCCUGACGACGUCCUGACCUUUAUCAAGGCUCACCCACUGCUGGACCCGGCCGUGCCACCUGCUACCCAUCAGCCUCUGCUCACCCUCACCAGCAGGGCUCUAUUGACCCAGUUAGCUGUGGAUGGUAGGGCUGGUCCCUACGGUAACACCACAGUCCUGUUCCUGGGCUCCGAAGAUGGGACAGUGCUGAAGGUACUGCCCCCAGGGGGGCCAUCAGGGGGCCCUGAGCCCAUCCUGUUGGAAGAAAUCAAUGCCUACAGCCCUGCCAGGUGCAGUGGGAAGCGGGCAGCCCAAACGGCACGGCGGGUCAUAGGGCUGGAGCUGGACACUGAAGGUCACAGGCUCUUUGUGGCUUUUUCUGGCUGCAUCAUCUACCUCCCUCUCAGUCGGUGUGCCCGGCACGGGGCCUGUCAGAGGAGCUGUCUGGCUUCUCAGGACCCAUACUGUGGAUGGCACAGCUCCAGAGGCUGUGUGGAUAUCAGGGGACCUGGUGGGACUGAUGUGGAUCCGGCUGGGAACCAGGAAUCCACGGAGCACAGUGACUGCCAAGAUGGAGCUACUGGGAGUCAGUCUGGUACAGGGGAUUCUGCUUAUGUGCUUCUGGGUCCUGGCCCUUCCCCUGAGACCCCCAGCCCCCUCAGUGAUGCCCACCCCCGGCCCCAGUCUUCCACUAUUGGAGCUCACACUCAGGCAGGCGUGCGCCGGGACCUCCCCCCAGCCUCAGCCUCCCUCUCCGUCCCCAUCCCACUCCUUCUGGCCUGUGCUGCCGCAGCCUUCGCUCUGGGCGCCUCAGUCUCUGGCCUCCUGGUCUCCUGCGCGUGCCGCCGAGCCCACCGACGUCGGAACAAGGACGUCGAGACUCCGGGGCUCCCGCGCCCUCUCUCCCUUCGCAGCUUGGCCCGGCUGCACGGUGCGGGCCCGGAGCCGCCGCAGUCCAAGGACGGAGACGGGGCGCAGCCGCCCCAGCUCUACACCACCUUCCUGCCUCCCCCCGAGGGCGUGGCCCCGCCGGAGCUGGCCUGCCUGCCCACGCCGGAGUCCACGCCCGAGCUGCCGGCCAAGCACCUCCACCACGCCGGGGGCCCCUGGGAGUGGAACCAGAACGGGAACAAUGCCAAGGAGGGCCAGGGCCGCGUGCGGGGCGGGAAUGCGGCGGGCGGCCCCGCGCCCCGCGUGCUGGUGAGGCCGCCGCCGCCCGGCUGUCCCGGGCAGGCGGUGGAGGUCACCACCCUGGAAGAACUGCUGCGCUACCUGCACGGUCCGCAGCCACCCAGGAAGGGGGCCGAGCCCUUGGCCGCGGCCGCGUUUACCUCGCGGGCGCUCCCGCCGGAACCCAGCCCCACCCCCACCCUGUUCGCGGGCCCCAGCCUCCUGCCCCGGGAGUGUGGCCCGCCAUUGAGGCUGGACGUGCCCCCCGAGGGCAAGUGCGCGGCCCCCUCCACGCGGCCCGCCCUCUCCGCCCCCGCUCCCCGGCUAGGGGUCGGGGGCGGCCGCAGAACGCCCUUCCCCACGCAUCGUGCCCCCCCGGCCCUGCUCACUCGGGUCCCCUCGGGGGGCCCCUCCAGGUACUGUGGGGGGCCCGGGAGACAUCUUCUGUACCUGGGCCGGCCGGAGGGCUAUCGGGGCCGCGCCCUAAAGAGGGUGGACGUCGAGAAGCCGCAGCUGCCCCCGAAGCCGCCCCUCGUCGCGCCCUCCCCCCCGCCGGCCAUCCCCAACGGCAGCCAUUUUCACUUUUAAAGGGAGCUGCGCUGCGUCCUCCAGUUGGGCCCCUGAGGCCCGCGCCUUCCAAGGCCAAGAGCAUGGACGCGUCUCCAAGGACAGAACCCCUCCCUCUCUCCGCGUUCCACACCUCCAGCCUUUCUGGACUCUGAGAGUCUCCUGGGGUCUCAGCCCGCCUCGGGUUUAUUUAUUGACUGUCUUUCCCCCUGUCCUCGAGAGAGGAGUGGGAGGUGAGAAGCUCGCCCCCUCAAUGAGCCAGCUUUUCGGGGGGAACUGGCGCACUCCUACUUCCCCCUCCCUCAGCCAAGCUGCCUUAACUCGCCCCUUCGGACUUCCUCCAUAGACUGUGCCGCGGGCGGGCCGCAGGACGGAUGGACGGACCGACGGGGCUGGGGCCGCGCGCGCGCUGUGUACGGAGUCCUCGGGCCUCCCGGGACGUGCCUCCUCCUACUGUGUAGGAGCCUCCGCUUCCCAAUACAGCUUCUUGUCCCCGA